Molecule: messenger RNA, 2220 nt
Organism: Pterocles gutturalis (yellow-throated sandgrouse)
Lineage: Eukaryota; Metazoa; Chordata; Aves; Pterocliformes; Pteroclidae
Gene: BICD2
Product: bicaudal D homolog 2 (Drosophila)
Exons: 4
Biological process (GO): microtubule anchoring at microtubule organizing center; regulation of microtubule cytoskeleton organization; protein localization to organelle
Cellular component (GO): cytosol; Golgi apparatus
Molecular function (GO): dynactin binding; cytoskeletal adaptor activity; dynein complex binding
Source: RefSeq, a predicted model, not a curated record
GUGGAGUUUGAAGGCCUGAAACAUGAAAUCAAAAGGCUUGAAGAGGAAACAGAAUUUCUCAACAGCCAGCUAGAAGAUGCCAUACGGCUGAAGGAGAUCUCUGAACGCCAGCUUGAGGAGGCCUUAGAGACGCUGAAAACAGAGCGGGAGCAGAAGAACAAUCUUCGUAAGGAGCUCUCUCACUACAUGAACAUCAACGACUCCAUGUACAACAGCCACCUGAACAUCUCUUUGGAUGGACUGAAGUUCAGCGAUGAAGCCACAGAGCCCAAUAACGAUGAAAUCAUGAACGGAUUUGAACAAAACUGCCUCAGUAAACUCAGCAAUGGCAAGAAUAGUACAUCAACGCCCAAGAAAAAUGAAAGCUUCCCUCCAGCCCCAAGCCUGGUUUCAGAUCUUCUGAGUGAAUUAAACAUUUCUGAAAUCCAGAAACUGAAACAGCAGCUUGUACAGAUGGAAAGAGAAAAGAUGAACUUGUUAGCAACGCUACAGGAAUCUCAGAAGCAGCUGGAAAAUACACGAGGGGCCCUCUCAGAGCAGCAUGAGAAAGUUGGCAGACUCACAGAGAACCUGAAUGCAAUGAAGAAGCUUCAGGUCAGCAAGGAGCGUCAGUCUGCCCUUGACAAUGAGAAGGACCGAGACAGCCACGAAGAUGGAGACUAUUAUGAAGUUGACAUCAAUGGGCCAGAGAUCCUAGAGUGCAAGUAUAAAGUGGCAGUGGCAGAGAUUGCUGACCUAAAGGAAGAGCUUAAAAAUCUUAAGGCCAAGUACGAAGAAUGUGAGUCUAAGUAUGAGGAAGAGAAGAGCAGGUAUGAGACUGAGAGCCAAGGUCUCACUGAAAAGAUCACCUCACUGGAAAAAUCCAGUCGGCAUGAUAGAGAACAGGUGGCCAGACUGGAGAAGGAGCUGAAGAAAGUCAGUGAUGUUGCUGGAGAAACACAGGGCAGCCUCAGUGUGGCCCAAGAUGAACUAGUCACCUUCAGUGAAGAACUGGCCAACUUAUACCACCAUGUCUGCAUGUGCAACAAUGAAACUCCAAACAGAGUGAUGCUGGAUUACUACAAGGAAGGCAAAGGUGGACGCAGUAGUCCAGAGGCCAAGGGAAGAAGGUCUCCUAUUCUUCUUUCCAAAGGGCUGUUAACCAUAGAUCUAGGAAAGGCAGAGAACGGAAGCGGUGACAGCAGCCCGUCUCCAGUGUCAUCUCUACCGUCUCCUGUGUCAGAUCCUCGGAAGGAACCAAUGAACAUUUACAACUUGAUUGCUAUAAUCCGGGAUCAGAUCAAACACCUGCAAGCUGCCGUGGACAGAACAACUGAGUUGUCCAGGCAGCGUGUUGCUACUCAAGAACUUGGGCCAGUGGUGGACAAAGACAAGGAAGCUCUCAUGGAAGAAAUCCUGAAGUUGAAGUCCCUGCUGAGCACCAAGAGAGAACAGAUAGCAACUCUGAGAACUGUGCUGAAGGCCAACAAACAGACUGCAGAGGUAGCCCUUGCCAACUUAAAAAGCAAGUAUGAAAAUGAGAAAGCUAUGGUUACGGAGACAAUGAUGAAGCUGCGAAAUGAGCUGAAGGCUUUGAAAGAGGAUGCUGCUACCUUCUCUUCCCUGAGAGCAAUGUUUGCUACAAGAUGUGACGAAUAUGUCACACAGCUGGAUGAAAUGCAGCGGCAGCUUGCAGCAGCUGAGGAUGAGAAGAAGACUCUGAACUCCUUGCUUCGAAUGGCUAUCCAGCAGAAACUGGCAUUGACCCAGCGCCUGGAACAUUUGGAGCUAGACCACGAGCAGUCCAAAAGGGUGCGCACAAAAUCUGCCUCCAAAGCCAAGAGCAGUAACCCUAGUGUAAGUCAUAUUCGGUCCUGCGGAGACAGGUCUGAAGGAUCUGUCCUUAACAACCAGGUUUUUUGUAGUGAAAAAUAUAAAAUCUAUUGUGACUAGGACAGGUGUGUAGAAAAAUCAUAUUAUGCAUCUUAUGUUAUGCUGUAACUGUCAGCGUAAAUCCCCACUAUCUAAUGUCGCAGUGAGUUGGCUUGUACUAGUAUGUUGUUGAACCAGGUAAUACAGAUUGUAUUAUGGUGGUCUUAACUGUAACUAAUCCAUAAGUGUGGGGAUGCUAUUAACAAGUUAAUAGUGGAAAGGAAUUAGCCGUUUCCACAAUUAACAUAUAUGAGUUUUGCUGUUUAUGGUAAGUGUUAAAAGCGUACACCUGAUAUAGUAUAUCUGGUG